This is a messenger RNA of Papilio machaon (common yellow swallowtail), 1552 nucleotides long. RefSeq names its product proteasome activator complex subunit 3 (gene REG). Gene Ontology annotation, biological process: positive regulation of endopeptidase activity; regulation of G1/S transition of mitotic cell cycle; regulation of proteasomal protein catabolic process. The record is from RefSeq and is a predicted model, not a curated record. NCBI's taxonomy places the organism in Eukaryota, Metazoa, Arthropoda, Insecta, Lepidoptera, Papilionidae. Gene Ontology annotation, molecular function: endopeptidase activator activity. Gene Ontology annotation, cellular component: proteasome activator complex; cytoplasm; nucleoplasm. The transcript is spliced from 6 exons. Bases 238 to 978 code for a protein of 246 amino acids.
AACUGUGAACGCAUCCGAUUUAUACACUUAUUCAUUCAUUCAAGCGCACACCGAAUUGUAGAACUUAUAAGUAAAGAAGUUUCGUGAAUUUCAAUUUACUUUAUAAGUUAAGGGAUUUAAGUAUACUUGGUCCCAAUUAACAUCUUAAAAUAAUGACAGACGUUACGAAAAAGAUUAAAUUUUUGUGGUGACUUAUAAGUAAAAAGUAAAAGUCAACAUAACCUCAAUUGCGCAGCCAUGGGCCUCGGCGAAGCCAGCGUUGUCCAGGAAUACAAAGACUCCUUGAAGCAAAAAGCUGAGCACUUAAUUAUAAAAGGAUUUCCAGAAAAGAUAGUGCUGUUAAAUGAGCUGUUAGAAACGUCAAACUUUCAAAAUCGUGAUUUAGCAGAUGUACAUCAGGAUUUAAACAUUCCAGUACCACAGCCAAUAUCUACAUUGAAUGAGCCAAAUGCAAAGCGUCCCAGAGUAGACUCCACAGAUACUUCUAGCAAUUCUACAAUAGAUGGAACAAGAGUGUUUGCCUUGCCUAAUGGAACUGUACCAUGUAACAAACCCCUCAGUGACCUUAUCCAUUUAGUUAAGCCACACAUCAGAGAAUUGGUUGAGGAUUCUAAUUUGCUGAAAAUGUGGAUCUCAUUUAUGAUUCCCAAAAUAGAAGAUGGUAAUAAUUUUGGUGUAUCAAUACAAGAGGAUACACUCGCUGAAAUACAAUCUGUAGAGUCUGAGGCAGCUGCAUUCUUUGACCAAAUAUCUAGAUAUUUUAUUUCAAGAGCAAAGAUUGUGUCUAAAGUUGCCAAAUAUCCUCAUAUUGAAGACUACAGAAGGGCAGUCAGAGAAUUAGAUGAGAAAGAAUAUUUGUCACUUUGGCUUGUUAUGUGUGAGAUUCGGAACCGCUACUGUUCGUUGCACGACAUUGUUAUCAAGAACUUGGAGAAGAUUAAGAAACCACGUUCAUCGAAUGCCGAAUCACUUUAUUAGCCCGUAAAAUCUCAUUUAGAACUAGUGCCACAAGGUUUCCUUGUUAUUUAAGUAUAAAAUUUAAACUGAACAUUUUUAUUUCCCCAAUCACAUUUUGUACAUAAUUACUAUGAAGUAUUUCAGAUUUUGAAGCACAACAUUAGGUUGGUUUUAUCACACUACCAUUUUACAUACUUGUCUUCUUUCCGAGAUCAUCAGUUAUGAAAUGCUGAAUUUUGACAAUUUGAUAUAGUAAUGUUGACUUAAAGCCAUAUAUUUUUAAUCAUCGUUGAAGCCUUUUCUAAGCAUUAGCAUUUCUGGUUUUCUAUCAACCUAUCUCUUCAGUCUUUAGUUGGAUCCAUGAAACUUCGGCCCAUACAAGUACAACAUUUUUUAAAAGCUUUCCUGCUUACUUGGUUCAUGAUUAAAUUCCAUUCCAUGAGUUUCUACUAUCCAAAUAACUUUUCAAAAUUAGUUUUCAGUGGUUUGCUCUGAAAUGGUGAACUAGUGUCGGUUUAAAAAUCUACCCUACCAUUUUUAGGUUAUGAUUAUAUUUUUUUUAAAUUUACACAAUAUCAAACAUACAUAAAUACGA